Molecule: messenger RNA, 2360 nt
Organism: Balaenoptera musculus (blue whale)
Lineage: Eukaryota; Metazoa; Chordata; Mammalia; Artiodactyla; Balaenopteridae
Gene: ECHDC3
Product: enoyl-CoA hydratase domain containing 3
Exons: 5
Coding region: 199-1101 (300 amino acids)
Cellular component (GO): mitochondrion
Molecular function (GO): hydro-lyase activity
Source: RefSeq, a predicted model, not a curated record
GCGGCGGGGCUGGGUCCGGUCUGGGUGAAGAGUCCGGUCGAAACCUGGGCCUGCGAUCCCCGACUCGGUUUUGCCCGCUGCCCGGAGCGGUCGAAGCGCAGCUGCCCGACUCGCCCCCGCGGCCCUCGGAGUGCCCAGAGCCCGCGGUCCUUGGCGUUGAGCUCAGCGGCGUCCGACCCCGGCGCGUCUCUGGCCGCCAUGGCCGCCGCCGCGGGCCUGCGGGCCUUGGGGGCGAAGGGGUCGGGCUGGCUCCGGCGCGGCCCGUGGCCUCUGCUCACCGCCGGCUUCUGCAGCGGGGGACCGGCCGGGAUCGGGCGGCCGGAGCCGGGGUCGCGCCCCACUAGCACGCGGCAGCGGGACGGCAUCAGGAGCAUUGUCUUGAGCGAUCCAAAGAGAAGAAACGCACUGUCACUGGCGAUGCUGAGAUCUCUCCAAAACGACAUUCUUCAUGAAGCCGAAAGCCAAGAUCUGAAGGUCAUUAUUAUUUCAGCUGAGGGCCCUGUAUUUUCUUCUGGGCAUGACUUAAAGGAACUGACGGAUGAGCACGGCCCAGAUUAUCACGCUGAAGUGUUCCGAACCUGUUCCGAGGUCAUGGUGCUGAUCCAGAACCACCCGGUCCCCGUCAUUGCCAUGGUGAACGGCCUGGCCUCUGCCGCCGGGUGUCAGCUGGUUGCCAGCUGUGACAUUGCCGUGGCGAGUGACAAGUCCUCCUUUGCCGCGCCGGGCGUGAACAUCGGGCUCUUCUGCUCCACCCCCGGGGUGGCCCUGGGGAGAGCGGUGCCGAGAAAGGUGGCCUUGGAGAUGCUCUUCACCGGGGAGCCCAUCUCUGCGCGGGAGGCCCUGCUCCACGGGCUGCUGAGCAGGGUGGUGCCGGAGGAGCGGCUGGAGGAGGAGACCCUGAGGAUCGCGAGGAAGGUGGCCUCGCUGAGCCGGCCCGUGCUGUCGCUGGGCAAAGCCGCCUUCUACAGGCAGCUGGCUCAGGACCUCAGGACCGCCUACCACCUCACCUCCCAGACCAUGGUGGACAACCUGGGCCUGCCGGAUGGCCAGGAGGGGGUCAAGGCCUUCCUCCAGAAGAGGAAGCCCGUCUGGUCACACUGAGCGGCCUCAUCAGAGGAACCGGGGGCCGCGAGCCCAGCGGGCAGCGCUCAGGGCUCCCCCCGACCGGCCCCACCCGUGACCUUCCGACCCCCAGACACCACCGCUGCCUCGUGACUGUAGCAGAGCCAGCUUGCUUUUCCAGCAUCAGUCACGUCUCAGUGCACGGGGUCUGGGUUACGAGCCAGCGCUCCCUGGGGAAGGGGUGACCUGGAGGGUCGGGUGCUAACGUGAGCGGAAGGGCUGUGAGCACACAAGAAAGCCCGUGUGUGAUGCUCCUUCCCAGAACCUUAGGGGAGGGGAUGCCCCCACCAGGGGAGAAGGUGAAGAUAAAACUGAGGCGAGAAGGAAGGAUUUCAGCCCGACUCUGUGACCGGAAAGGGCCCCCAAGGUGGAGGUGGUGCCGGUUGCCCACGACGGGAAACAUUUCAGAUCUCCACGAGGUACUCUCCACUCUGGAAAUCUUCUUGAUUCUAUUGAGAAAUAAUCAUGCUUCUGGCUUUGGGGUAAUCUUAUGGGAUCUUUUAAAGAUUACCUAUUCAGAGAGACUGGUAAUUUUAACUUCCCAACCAGACUGUAAGCUGGUUGAGAGAAGAAAAUCAAUGAACUCUUUGAUGCCUGUGCUGAUGGACGUCUAGUAGGUGCCUGGUGCUUCUGUAAUGAAGGUCCCUGCCACCAGGAUACUGGGAACCCGGACCCUGGGCUAAACCUGAGGAUAAAAGCAUCAGGGAGAGAAAGGAGGGACGCAGAACACACAUUCUCCCCCCAUGAAGAAUCACCUCCUCUGGAAACAUGUCCAAACUCUGCUCAGCUUCUGGUAGAGAAUCCAGACUAGCAUCAAGCAUUUGAGUUCCCCAGAGGUGGUUUAGGACCUAAACAUCUUACUUUCUGGCUUCUGGUCCAGUUAGGCCCCAGAAAUGUCCUAGACCUCUCAUCCGCCAGCUCACACCUGGGGCUGAUCAUUUUUUUUAAGGCCAAUUUUUUUUUACCUAUGAGUAGAGUGGCCGUAAAUGUAAUUAGUACCAAAGACAGACACCCGUGAGGCUCUACCCAGUGGUUCUCAUUCUAAUCACGGGGGCAAGCAGCCCCUGGAAGGGAGGUCCCCUAGUGGGUUUCUAUUGAGAUUGGCCUUUUUUUUUUCUUUGCCAGAGUUUAGAAAGGUGAAAAAGAGUGUUUUCUUGGAGGGCUUCCCUGGUGGCGCAGUGGUUAAGAAUCCACCUGCCAGUGCAGGGGACACGGGUUCAAGCUCUGGUCGGGGAAGA